Messenger RNA from Salvia miltiorrhiza (redroot sage), 1052 nucleotides. Its product is annotated as WUSCHEL-related homeobox 11-like. The transcript has 3 exons. NCBI's taxonomy places the organism in Eukaryota, Viridiplantae, Streptophyta, Magnoliopsida, Lamiales, Lamiaceae. Bases 106 to 906 code for a protein of 266 amino acids. Gene Ontology annotation, biological process: adventitious root development. Gene Ontology annotation, molecular function: DNA-binding transcription factor activity; DNA binding. The record is from RefSeq and is a predicted model, not a curated record.
UGUACCACCAUUGAUGUCGACACUAGUGAAGCUAGCUUACUUCAAAUUCAACCCCUCUCCAAUUUCUCCAAAUCCAAACAAAACAAAAAACCUCCACCAAAAAUCAUGGAGGAUCCGGCCCGCGCCACCGGCGGCUCCCGGCAGCAGCACCACGGCGGCGGAGGCGGCGACGCCUCGGAGCAGCCGGUGCGGUCGCGGUGGACGCCGAAGCCGGAGCAAAUCCUGAUCCUCGAGACCAUCUUCAACAGCGGCAUGGUCAACCCCCCCAAAGACGAGACCGUCCGAAUCCGGAAGCUUCUAGAGAAGUUCGGCUCCGUCGCCGACGCCAACGUCUUCUACUGGUUCCAGAACCGCCGCUCCCGCUCCCGCCGCCGCCAGCGCCAGGUCCAGGCCACCCUCGCCGCCGACCAGCCGCCGCCCAGCCGCCGCCUCCCCGCCCACCACUACGAUCAACACGGCUUCGCGCCACCCGCCGCUGCUAAUUUCCCGCCUAAUUCCUUCUCCUACGCUAUGAUCAAUUCCGCUUCUUCUUCUUCUUCAUCUUCCUCAUCCUUCGGGCUCGAGGCAGACGACGGCGGCGCCGAUAACUCCGGCUGCGGCGGCUUCGGAUUCUCGCCCUAUCCGGGCCUUAUGCAUGAGCUCGAGCAAAACCCCAUUUUCGGCGCAGCCGAAGCUCCCACCUCCCAAAUUCAACCCCCUGAAAAAUAUGCAGAGAUGAUGACGGUGUUCUUCAACGGAGUGGCGACGGAGGUCGGGAGAGGGCCGGUGGACAUAAAGUCGAUGUUCGGCGGCGACUUCGCCGUGUUUCACUCGUCGGGGAUGGCGAUGGAGGCGAACGAAUACGGAUUUCUCGUGCAUGGAUUGCAGCACGGCGAGAGCUACUUUCUGGUUCCAAAGCUUCCUUGAAUUUGAAUGUGGAAGAUUCCAUCCUAUAUAUGAAGCAAAACUGCUAUGGCCUUAGAAUUAUAUAUACCUUGAUAUUGUACUUUCCUUUUCCCUUUUCAUUACUAUAUUUCUCAUCUUCCUUUAUGAAGAUAAAUAUUUCUUAAGCA